This is a messenger RNA of Arachis duranensis, 1740 nucleotides long. Its product is annotated as MLO-like protein 9. The transcript is spliced from 15 exons. Gene Ontology annotation, cellular component: membrane. Gene Ontology annotation, biological process: defense response. NCBI's taxonomy places the organism in Eukaryota, Viridiplantae, Streptophyta, Magnoliopsida, Fabales, Fabaceae. The record is from RefSeq and is a predicted model, not a curated record. Bases 1 to 1596 code for a protein of 531 amino acids.
AUGGCGGUAAGAGAAGAGGAAAGGGCGCUAGAUCACACACCUACAUGGGCUGUCGCCGCCGUCUGCGCCUCUAUCGUCCUCGUUUCUAUAGUGCUCGAGAAAAUUAUACAUAAAUUCGAAAAAAUGUUUGAACGUAAAAAGAAGAUGGCUCUGUUAGAAGCACUCGCAAAGAUUAAAGGCGAGCUUAUGGUUUUGGGAUUUAUUUCUUUAAUAUUAACGUUUGGACAAACCUACAUUUCCAAAUGGUGUAUUCCCGAGAAGUAUGCAAAUACCAUGCUACCUUGUGUUAGAAGCACGAAGGAGGAAGGCGAAGGCGGCGGCGGCGGUCACAACCAAGCUACUCCAGCGGGUGCGGGUGUUGUGGAAGAGAAGGGUGGUGCUAAAGAGGUUACUGCUGAAGGUGAACCGCCCCAUCGCAGGCUUUUGACAUACGAACGUAGGUUUCUGGCUGCAGCUAGUGAAGGAUGUAAACCGGGGAUGGAGCCUCUUAUAUCUGUGCAUGGAAUGCAUCAAUUGCACAUUUUCAUAUUCUUCUUGGCUGUCUUCCAUGUCGUAUACAGUGCCAUAACAAUGACUCUUGGAAGAGCAAAGAUUCGUGGGUGGAAGGCAUGGGAACAGGACCAUAUUGUGGAUCAAGAAGCCUUGAAUGAUCCUAGAAGAUUCAGGCUUACUCACGAGACAUCAUUUGUGAGGGAUCACAACAGUAUUUGGACUAAAACUCCAGUUUCCUUCUAUUUUGUAUGCUUCUUUCGACAGUUUUUCAGAUCUGUUCGCAAAGCCGACUAUUUGACCAUGCGACAUGGAUUUGUUACUGUUCAUUUAGCACCUGGAAGUAAGUUUGAUUUUCAAAAAUAUAUUAAGAGGUCAUUAGAAGACGACUUUAAGGUAGUUGUGGGAAUCAGUCCAAUACUUUGGGCAUCAGUGGUGUUUUUCUUGCUUGUAAAUGUUCAUGGAUGGCAUGCUUCCUUUGGGGUGUCUUUUCUUCCACUAAUGGUUAUUCUAGCUGUUGGGACAAAGCUUCAGGCAAUUAUAACCAGAAUGGCACUUGACAUAAAAGAAAGGCAUGCUGUAGUGCAGGGGAUCCCCCUUGUUCAAGUCUCUGACAAGUACUUUUGGUUUGAGUGGCCUGAGUUAGUUCUUUAUCUCAUCCAUUUUGUCCUCUUUCAGAAUGCAUUUGAGCUGACAUAUUUCUGGUGGACAUGGUAUGAAUUUGGUUGGGCAUCUUGCUUUUAUGAAGAUGAAAUACUUAUGAUCAGUAGAGUUGCACUUGGGAUAGGAGCUCAAAUAAUCACCAGCUAUGUCACUCUUCCACUGUAUGCUCUUGUUACACAGAUGGGAUCAACAAUGAAGAAGUCAAUAUUUGAUGAACAAACAUCGAAGGCUCUAAAGAAGUGGCACCAGAAUGCUCUAAAGAAGAUAGCAUCCAGGGGACGCCAUGCCACUCUGGGAGGCACCACUAUGUCAAAGUCGCCGGACGGUUCACCCAGCAAAAUGUCAACUAGAUCCCCAAACGCCGGGCAGUCAGCCACCAUAUUGUCGAGCGUAGAUAACACUAUCCCCGCCUAUGACAACCGUGACCUUCUAACUGGACCAUGACAACACAUAAAUGCGUACAUACUAUUUUCUGUUCCUUGUAGUUUGAGUGUUGAAUGUAGCAAACUAGCGAAUGGAUUUGUAAUUGUAGCAGAGUGUUUGGUUUAGCUUUUAUAAACUGGAGUUGAGUUCAAUUUAAUUAUAUUA